AUGGCUCAGACACUCCUUUGGAUCGGCCUCGGCAACAUCGGCAGGGGUAUGUGUAAAAACAUUGCGGAAAAGUCCAAACUUGACAAACCACUCCUCAUCUACAACCGCACCACCAAGCGGGCCACGGAACUGAGCCAGAGCCUGCCCGCCGGUAAGACUCAGGUCGUCGAGGCGCUUGGGGACGCCAUCGCGCAGGCCGACAUCAUCUUCACAUGUGUCGCCAACGACCAGGCAGUAGAGGAAAUCUUCGCAACCGCAUCCCAGCAGAAACUUGAGGGCAAAGUCUUUGUCGAGUGCUCAACCAUAGCUCCCGGCGCUUCAGAAGCGGCCGCGAAGGCGGUGCUGGACAAGGGCGCCGAGUUCAUCUGCGCGCCCGUGUUCGGAGCACCCGCCAUGGUAGCAGCUGGCAACGCUACCUUGGUGCUUGCCGGGCCCAAGGCCUCGAUCGAGAAGAUCCGGCCCUAUAUCGAUGCCAUGGCGGCUCGCGAGAUCAACAUGGCUGACGAGCCGUACCACAAGGCGUCGACGUUGAAGGUGCUGGGUAACACCGUCAUCCUGGGCAUGGUCGAGCAGCUCGCUGAGACCUAUGUGGCUGCCGAGAAGAGCGGGCUCGGGACCGGCUACGUGAAGCAGUUUGUCGACGCCAUGUUCGGUGGCAGCCCUUACCCUGCGUACUCGGUGCGCAUGUUGGAGGGUGACUAUUACAAGAGGGAGGAACCGCUCUUCGCCGUUGAUUUGGCAAGGAAAGACGCCGGGCACGCCAUGGCCAUUGCCAAAGCCGCAGGGACACGGCUGCCAAAUAUUGAAAACGCCGAUAGGCACCUACAGAUUGUCAAGGAGCACGUAGGACCAUCAGGUGAUAUGGCCGGCAUCUACGGCGCCCUGCCGGCUGGUGCACUGCGCCGACAGCUGCACCCACAACUGACGUCCAGGACCUCCUACCUAGCUCAGCCUUCCCAACGACGACAGAAGCAAUCGACGAAGCAGCACGACGACAUCAACGCGAAACCCGACAUACCUGCACAUCCACCAAAAUCAUACCCUCUUCCGAAUCAAGCAGCAAAAAUGGCGCAAGGGUACAGCAUCUUCGUCGGCCUCGUCAUCGUCGUCGCGAUGGGCGCUGGCGCAUGGUUCUUGUCUCCCAAGGGCGACACGCAGAUCAUCUGGAGAUCCUCCCUCCUCCUUGCCCUCGCAUGCUGCUAUCUCAUGUGGGCCAUCACGUUCCUCGCCCAACUUCACCCCUUGAUCGAACCCAAACGCAGCAACCUCCGAGAGAGCGCCGUGCACCAUUGA
Messenger RNA from Colletotrichum costaricense, 1293 nucleotides. RefSeq lists its product as uncharacterized. The transcript is spliced from 5 exons. The record is from RefSeq and is a predicted model, not a curated record. Gene Ontology annotation, biological process: proton transmembrane transport. Gene Ontology annotation, cellular component: proton-transporting V-type ATPase, V0 domain. Gene Ontology annotation, molecular function: oxidoreductase activity, acting on the CH-OH group of donors, NAD or NADP as acceptor; NAD binding; proton-transporting ATPase activity, rotational mechanism. NCBI's taxonomy places the organism in Eukaryota, Fungi, Ascomycota, Sordariomycetes, Glomerellales, Glomerellaceae. The coding region runs from base 1 to 1293 and encodes 430 amino acids.